AUGUGCGGCAAUAUCAUGUCUGUUCUGCUACCUGUCAUUGUGCCUGCUGCCCAGAAGGCCACUGCUGCGGUGAUUUUCAUUCAUGGAUUGGGGGAUACUGGGCAUAGAUGGGCAGAAGCCUUUGGCGGUAUCAGAAGCUCAGAUAUGAAAUAUAUCUGCCUGCAGGCACCAGUUAUGCCUGUGACAUUGAAUAUGAACAUGGCUAUGCUUUCUUGGUUUGUUAUUAUUGGGCUGUCACCAAGGUCACAGGAAGAUGAACCUGGAAUUAAACAUAUAGCAGAAAGUAUAAAGGCUUUGAUAGAUCAGGAGGUGAAGAAUGGCAUUCCUUCUAACAGAAUUAUUUUGGGAGGAUUUUCUCAGGGUCCUAUCAGUGGCGCUAACACAGAUAUUUCCACUCUUCAGUGUCAUGAAGAUUGCGACCCUCUGGUUCCCCUGAGGUUUGGUUCUCUUACUGCUGAAAAACUAAAAACAUUGGUAAAUCCAGCCAAUGUAAACUUUAAAACCCAUGAAGGCACGAUGCGCAGUUUAUGUCAGCAGGAAAUGAUGGAUGUCAGGCAAUUCACUGAUCAACUUCUACCUCCAAUUGAUUGGUGUCACUAA
Molecule: messenger RNA, 600 nt
Organism: Otolemur garnettii (small-eared galago)
Lineage: Eukaryota; Metazoa; Chordata; Mammalia; Primates; Galagidae
Product: acyl-protein thioesterase 1-like
Exons: 2
Coding region: 1-600 (199 amino acids)
Biological process (GO): protein depalmitoylation
Cellular component (GO): cytoplasm
Molecular function (GO): palmitoyl-(protein) hydrolase activity; carboxylic ester hydrolase activity
Source: RefSeq, a predicted model, not a curated record